UAUAAUAUAAUAUAAUAUAAUAUAAUACAGGCCCUCAUCGACCAGCCAUUCAUGCGGAAAGCGGUCGACGAGCUCGCCGCUCCCGACUCCGCCUCGCUGCCGCCCAAGCCCGCAUCGCACUGGGCGGUGGUCUCCGGAGCGUCGGCCCACCCCUACCCGGCUGGCGUCACCUGCUCCCUCGCCGACCAAGGCGGGUGCGGCGCGGUCCUCGAGGCCCGCCGCAAGACCGCCUUCCUCGUCCAGCUCGUCCGGCCGCGCCGCCCCUUGGCCGGCCUCCGGCGAGACGAGCGGAUCGCCCUCGCGCCCGACUGGCUGUUUGGGCGCGGCUGCCUCACGCACGUGCGCCGCCCUCUAUCGCUGCUGCGCGCGGCCCUCCCCUCGUGGGGCGCGCAGGACGAGCAGCAGCGAGCCUCCUGCACGCCGACCGCCGCGCAGCCUGCGCCCGGCGCGGCGGCCGGCGUGCUCGUCGCGACGCACUUUGUGUACUCGAUGGCGGUCAAGCGGCAGCGCGCCUUCGCCGCAUUCGGCUGGAGCCUGGGCGACGCGCGGAACCGCUCGCGCAGCGCGGCGGACGACGACCCUUGCUGGCGCCGCUCGGACACGGCGAUCCUCUUUGGCCACACCUUCUUCGAGCAGUCGCCGAGUAAGACCGUCCUCUGCGCGAUGCCAAAGGACGGCGCGCCCGCAUGCAGCUGCUGCCGAAGCCUCCCGUCGCUGGCGGCGAAGGACUCGGCGCUGCGAGAGAAAGCCCGCGCGGGCGGCUUUGUGCUCGAGUCGUCCAAUCAGCACCGCAUCCGCGUUGACGGCCACUUUUCCGCCAUGGAGGGUUGCAACGACUACCAGCGCUUCUGGGACCGUCGAUAGCAAUGUGUGCACGUCGACGAUAGCAAUAUGUGUCGCGGUCCAAUCGACUCGUUCUUGUUCUGUGCAGCGACAAAAUGAUAAAU
Molecule: messenger RNA, 947 nt
Organism: Emiliania huxleyi CCMP1516
Lineage: Eukaryota; Haptophyta; Isochrysidales; Noelaerhabdaceae
Exons: 2
Coding region: 52-864 (270 amino acids)
Source: RefSeq, a predicted model, not a curated record